AACUCGAUUGAAAAAAAGAAAAUGAAAUAUGAUGUGGCUAUUUUGUUGGUAGUUAUUGUAGCGUUUAUAACUAAAAUUUAUGUUGAUAAAAAGAGAGAUGGCAGUUCGAAACUUAUUGAUCGAUUCAAUGAUACGUACGAUUACAUUGUUGUUGGUGCCGGUUCUGCUGGAUGUGUGUUAGCCAAUCGUCUCUCCGAGGACCCUCAUGUUACUGUACUCUUGUUGGAAUCCGGAGAAGAUGACUGGGGCUACGAUGAUAUUAAAGUUCUUGGAUACAUGCAUCGGCAUUGGUUGACAGACAUAGACUGGGCUUACUUCACAGAACCUGACAAAGAUACAUUAAAAGGUUUUCAAAAUGGGGUCUCCUACUGGGCACAAGGUAAAGUGCUUGGUGGUACCAGUAGCAUCAAUGCUGCACUGUAUGUCCGGGGUUCCAGACAUGACUAUGACAGAUGGGCCAAAUACACUGGCAGUGAAGAAUGGGACUACAGGCAUGUGUUGCCAUAUUUUAAAAAACUUGAAGACGUUCAGGUGGCAACGCUCAAGGGCUCUGGAUACCGUGGUCAAGGUGGGCCCAUACCAGUCAGCCAGACAGAGUCCCGUCCUCUAUCGGACAUAAUCAUGUCAGCAGCAGAACAAGUUGGAUAUACUUAUCACACAGAUUAUAAUGGGAGAACUAUGGAAGGUAUCUUUUACUCCCAGUUGAACACUAAAAAUGGGGAAAGAUGGAGUACAAGUCGGGCGUAUAUUUCUCCAGUUCUGCACAGAGAAAAUCUUCAUGUAGCUGUCAACUCUCACGUAACAAAGGUUUUGUUUCAAGACAAAAAAGCUGUUGGUGUUCAGGUGGUCAGAUACAGCAGAAAAUUUACAGUAGGAGUAAGAAAAGAAGUCCUAUUGUCUGCUGGAGCUAUUGGAUCUCCCCAGAUUUUAAUGUUGUCUGGAGUUGGACCAAAAAAACAUCUGGAAGAAUUAAAGAUUCCUGUAGUCUCAGAUCUUCCUGUUGGUCAGAACCUUCAAGACCAUUUAUAUUUUGAUAUUGGGGUUGGCAUCCAGAAACCUUUAUCAACUCUCUCAGGAGAGUUAGACUCGUGGACCACAUAUUUACAGUACAAAUUGUUGGGCUCAGGACCACUUUCUACUGCUGCACACAUGACUCUCAUGGCUUUCAAGAGUACUACAGAAGAAACCAAAUCUAUAGACUGGCCAGAUUUACAGAUUUAUGUAGCUGAAAGUUUGCCACAUAGUCAGGAAGAUAGUUUGUACACUGAGGAGGUCAAGUCCGACUUGGCAGGCAGAGAUUCUUUCCUUCAUGGUUUUCUGAUUACUCCUGCAUUGCUACGACCAGAAAGCAGAGGAAACAUAACACUAACCUCAAAAGAUCCAUUUGACUAUCCCAUUAUUAGAACUAAUUACUUACAAAAACAAGAGGACAUACAAUUAUUUAUAAGAGGUAUUCAAGAAAUAAAGAAGAUUGUUUCAAGCCAACCUUUGAAAGACAUCGGUGCUGAAUUCACUGAGAAAACUCCAGCUAAAUCUUGUGCUCAGUUCUCAUACGAGUCUGAUCAGUAUUGGGAAUGUGUUCUGAAACUUAGACCCAUGACAAUCUGGCAUCCAGUUAGCACAUGCAAGAUGGGCCCAGCUGAUGACAUCACGGCAGUUGUGGAUCCUCAACUUAGAGUCAAAGGAGUGACUGGUUUACGUGUAGUAGAUGCUUCUAUCAUGCCCUGGAUUGUCUCGGGAAACACGAACAUACCAACUAUCAUGAUUGCUGAGAAGGCAUCAGACUUGAUUAAAGGAAAACCACCUCUACAGCCUCUAGACAUGUAGAUAACAUUUUGCAAUCAACUUUUUUAGGCCCCUAUAGGGGAAUUUAUAUUGUAGACUGGUUGUGUAGAGGAUUUUUGUUUCUUAGUUGUAUAUACUGAGACUAGAUUUGUGGUUUCAAGGACAGUAAAGAAAAAAAAUGUCUCAAUAGUCAGCUACUGCUUUCAAGGCAGGCUCAGUUCUACAAGGAAAUGACUAGUCAGUCCAAUGUAAGCCUUUGUGGUCCACUUGUAAGAGCACUAAUAACUUUUAAAAAAUCAUUUAGAGAUAAAUGUUGUGGGAAUAUUAUGUGUUAAUGGAAUUAUUAAAUUUAUGUAAUUAAUGUAAACAAUCUUGGACAAUGUAAAUGUAUAUUUUUCUUAGCUUCUAUGUGUUUAAGAUAUAUUAAAUGGAAUUGAGGGGGAAAAAAAUUUUAAAGGCACUUUUUUGUGUGGGACUUACAUUCUAGGUCUAGAGGAAAUGUAGAUAAUGAUGUAGAGAAAAGACAGUGCUGCAGAAUAUAGUGGUCUCAUCUACACAGUCUCUAAAGACAUUAUGGUCUUUGUUCACUCACCUAACUAAAAAAAAAAAAAGAAAUUGAUCUUUUUGUUGCUAUUAGGCUAAGGUUGUUCUUUAUUUUCCACCUUGUGGAUGUGGAAAUGAAAAUAUGAUGUAGGGUAAAUGAAAAAUAAGUUGAAUAAUGGAAAAAAGAAAGAAAAUAUGCUUUAAAAAUAUUGAAGUCUUUUUUUAAAAUGAUAUUUGUAUUUAACCUUUAUAUGUAGAAUGCGGCCUUUUGGUUAAAUACUGAAAGUAAAAUGCAAAGGUUUAAUAGAAAGCUUGCAGGGUAUUUUGACGAAUUGUGGCGUUCAGGCUGUAAAUCUGUCAAAACCAUAUCUUAGCAAGCACCUGAGAGGUAAAUUGUCUACCAAAUUUCUAGAGCUUUACAAGUUGAUUUCUUUUUUAAAUUUCUUUUGAUCAAGAGCCCAGAAACUCAUGUUUGGUUUAGUGGCUGUAAAUAUGUAUAUACAUGUUAUAUUGAUGCACUAUGUUAUUAUUGUUAUACAUAAAUAUACAUAUACUCAGGGCUUAAUUUUUUAAUGUUGUUUAUUUUAAUGUUUAUUAUACAUAAAUGUAAACAUACUCAGGGCUUAAUUUUUUUAUGUUGUAUAAGUAUUUUAAUGUUUGUUAUACAUAAAUGUAAACAUACUCAGGGCUUAAUUUUUUUAUGUUGUAUAAGUAUUUUAAUGUUUGUUAUACAUAAAUGUAAACAUAUUCAGGGCAUAGUUUUUAUGUUGUAUAAGUAUUUUAAUGUUUGUUAUACAUAAAUGUAAACAUACUCAGGGCUUAAUUUUUUUAUGUUGUAUAAGUAUUUUAAUGUUUGUUAUACAUAAAUGUAAACAUACUCAGGGCUUAAUUUUUUUAUGUUGUAUAAGUAUUUUAAUGUUUGUUAUACAUAAAUGUAAACAUACUCAGGGCUUAAUUUUUUUAUGUUGUAUAAGUAUUUUAAUGUUUGUUAUACAUAAAUGUAAACAUAUUCAGGGCAUAGUUUUUAAUGUUGUAUAAGUAUUUUAAUGUUUGUUAUACAUAAAUGUAAACAUAUUCAGGGCAUAGUUUUUAUGUUGUAUAAGUAUUUUAAUGUUUGUUAUACAUAAAUGUAAACAUAUUCAGGGCAUAGUUUUUAAUGUUGUAUAAGUAUUUUAAUGUUGUAUAAGUAUUUAUAACAGUUUUAUGCUUUUUUUUUGCUCAUGGAAAAGAUAAAU
Biomphalaria glabrata is the source of this 3563-nucleotide messenger RNA. RefSeq names its product glucose dehydrogenase [FAD, quinone]-like. NCBI's taxonomy places the organism in Eukaryota, Metazoa, Mollusca, Gastropoda, Planorbidae. The coding region runs from base 22 to 1827 and encodes 601 amino acids. Gene Ontology annotation, molecular function: oxidoreductase activity, acting on CH-OH group of donors; flavin adenine dinucleotide binding. The record is from RefSeq and is a predicted model, not a curated record. The transcript is spliced from 11 exons.